Molecule: messenger RNA, 1708 nt
Organism: Blepharisma stoltei
Lineage: Eukaryota; Ciliophora; Heterotrichea; Heterotrichida; Blepharismidae
Source: the annotation of a GenBank genome assembly
AUGAAAGGCCAAAAUGAACAAAUAAUACCAGACGUUGUUCGUCCACCUCCAUCAUCUUAUUUCUUUAAGCCUGGAAAAGAUAUUGCUACUUCUGGUAAAGGGAAAAAGAUACAGAGAUUUGUUUUCAAAGGGCAAGACCUGACUGAACUUGAGAUAAGAAAAUUAGCAAGACUUGAAGAAGAAGUAAAAAAGCAAGGAAUCAUUAUCCCUGGUGAUUGGGAUAGAACUGAUAUGCUCAGGUUUUACUAUGGAACUGGCUGAAAAACAAGAAAAGCGCUGAAAGGGUUGCUCAAUCAUUUGAAAUGAAAACAGCAGAUAUUUCCUCGUGGAUACUUAGCUUUAUACCCAGAAGUAGCAGAAUUGCUUGUAAAUAUCAUAUAGAACACUGGGGCAUUUUAUAUGCACGGCAGAGAUCAUUAUUACCGGCCAAUUCUUAUAAUGAACUGUGCCAAAUUUCAGUUUAAAAAGGUUAGAUCUAUACAGGUUCCUGAUGAUGUGUAUAUAAGGUUUUUAUGCUUUUUCUUUGAAUAUGUAACGCAGAAUGUUUUGCUUCCUGAGCAUGUAGAAAAUUGAGUCAAUCUUGCUGAUAUGGCACAUCUUGGCAUGACCAAACUGCCUAUAUCUUCAUUAAGCAAACUAUCAAAGAUUUUGCAGCCGAAUUUCAGAUGUCGUCUAGGAGUGAAUUAUAUUGUAAACCCUCCAUCAACUGCUGUAUUCAUGUGGGGUCUUGUAAAGCCAUUUUUAGAUGAAGGUACCAUACAAAAAGUAAAUCUGCUUAAUGAUUCAAUACCAAGGCCCUUACUUACUCACUGCAAUCCUAAUCAAAUUGAACAGAAAUAUGGAGGAACCGCUCCAAAUUUAACUCAAUUUUGGCCUCCUACAUUCCCUUCAGGUCCAAUUUCUCCAUUUGAUGUAAAUAUUCAAACAAUCGAUGAAAAAAACACUAAAAAUAGCAGAGAAAUGAAAAAGAAACAGAAAAUCAAAACCCCCCAUAGCGAAAAUCUUGAUUUGGAAGAGGUAGUUUAUGACAACAGAAAUAAAAGUAAAGAUAAAGCUGAAAAUGAAAAUGAAAAUGAAGAAGAGAAAGAAUGGGAGGUUGAAAAGUUGAUAGAAAACGAUAGCAAGGAGGAAGAAAAGGUACUAAUUGAAGAGCAAUUUGUUGAAAAUAAAGAACAAAAGAUUUUACAAAAGAAGAAAAAGAGAAAGCAUUACAAAGAGACUAAGAGAGUGAGUGAUAAUGAGAUAGAUGUUGAUAAUGAGGCUAUAAUUCAAAAUAAAAGAGAUAAGCUUACUCCCUCUCCGUUCGCAAACAAAAUCAUUUUAAAAAUCGCAAUUUUUUGGGUAAAAGCCAUUUAUCAGCAACAAAAUUUGUUUUAGUAUAAAAAUUUUAUGAAAAUAUUUUGAUAUAUAAGUGAUAAUUGCUAUAAUGAAAUCUGUAGUGAAAUUUGUUGAAUUUAAAACAUAUUUUUUACAAAUUGAAUUAAUUUUUAACUUACAAUUAUAUUGCAGAUUAGAAAUUUUUUAAAUAAUUUGAUUCUCUCUCGGACGAGGAGUUAGCAAUUUAGUUUUUGAAGAGUAUAAAGAAAUGCAAAAAACAGAAUAUAUUGCAAUGAUUGUCGAAACAAAAACCGCAGAGCCAUAUUGUGGAAUUUGGAGCAUUCCUGAUUGUAGUUAUAGUUUCAAACUUGAAAAUUGCCAGCUGUUUUAA